ACUAGAGGGCGCCAGAGUCUCAAGGCUGUCUUCAGCUCUGAACCCUUCACCUCAGGCAAGCUGUCCCACCCUGCGUCCUCUCCUCCAUCGUCUCCUCCCGGUGGUCUUUCUCCUCCCUCCUGGCACACACAGGCCCCUCUGGACACCCAGUCAGCACUAUCCCUCCAUGAGGGGCACAGGGAGGCACCGGGGGCCCUGGAUGCGGACCCCCAGCCUCUUCAGCAUGCUUCAGUCGGGAAUCUCAGCGAGCCGGGCAAACGGUCCCAGCAUGACGUGUCCACUCUAACUGACCUUUGUUCGGACCUGCCGGAGCUGGAGAUCGUGAGCCUGCUGUCAGAAGGUCAACCCAACUACACRCUUCGAGCAGACACCGUGUUUGGAUAUGACAACGACGACUGGCUGCAUACCCCUCUGCUGCCACCAGUCGUCGUCCUGGGACUCACACAUGAGCAGAUUGAGGAAACUUUCAAGUACUUCUUGCUGUGCUCAGACAGGGUGGGCCAGGUCACCAAGACGUAUCAUGACAUCAAAGCGGUCACCCACCUGCUGGAGGAGAAAGAGCGAGAUCUGGAGCUGGCAGCUCGAAUCGGUCAGUCGCUCCUGAAGCAAAACCAAGAGCUGACGGCCCGAAAUGAAAUGCUGGACGAGCAGCUCGAGAUCGCCAAGGAGGAGAUCGCUCAGCUUCGACAUGAGCUCUCGAUGCGAGACGACCUCCUUCAGUUCUACGCCAGCACCGAGGAAAUCGAAAACGCUCAGGCACACUCAACAAUUAAAAGGAACGAAUCCAGCAGUUCUCUCAGCAACUUUGUGCAUUACGACUUCCUGCAGCAGAAACUGAAGAGUUUAGAAGAGGAGAACCGCAAACUCAGAUUAGAGGCCAAUGAGCUCUCAACGGAGACGACGAACUACGAGGAGCAGGAACAGGAGCUGAUGAUGGUGUGUGUGGAGGAGCUCUCAUCUGCAAACAAGCAGGUGGUGGACCUGUCCGAGGAGCUGGCACGGAAAGUAGAGGACACUCUGCGACAGCAGGAGGAGAUCAGCUCGCUGCUCGCUCAGAUUGUUGACCUGCAGGCUCGCUGCAAGGGGCUUGCCCAUGAGAAUGAGGAACUGAACCAACACCUGAGUGCCUCCAGAGAAAACGAGUUAAAACUGAAAUCAGAGCUCAAAGACUUGCAGGACAAGUACUCUGAGUGUGAGGACAUGCUCCACGAGGCACAAAAAGACAUCAAAAAUCUGCGAAACAAGAGUUUGCCCAACAGCACGGUGCAGAGGUACACUGCUCUGGCCUCUGUCCUCCCCAUGGACUCUCUGGCAGCUGAGAUAGAAGGAACCUUUCGUAAAGGCCUGGACUCCCCGACUCCCUCAGAGUACAAGAGCCAUCCGUGGCGUGUGUUCGAAACGGUGAAAGUGGUGAACAAAGCCGGCAGGAUGCGCUCUCGGUGCCACUCACCAGGACUGCCAGGCUCCAGCCCGGUGUCGGCYCGCUCCAGCUGCACCAGCACUCCCAGAACCAGCUACUACGGCUCCGACAGCACCAGCAUUAACCUGGAGGACAAACCCAGCUCCACUCCUGCUCAGAAAGACGACAACAGUGUUGGUGGACCCAAACGUCUGGGUCAGCCGGGCACGCCCGGAGGCCCGGACCUGGAAGCUGCUCUGCACAGCCUCUCGGCCCGCCAGCAGAACCACUCCUCRGACCGGCCGUUCUUUGACGUGGAGCGGGAACGGAAGCUCCGAGCCUUGGCUGCAAACUGCAAGGAGGGAGACGGCUCCAGUGGCUUCCAGACCCCAAACGACAGCCUGGCCUCCAGCUCCGACGCGUCGACGGGCACCAAUUACUCCAACGGGAGCUCACGCCACUCCUGUGGUUCAUCGGGGGGGUCCCGGUCCUACCUGCCCGACCGGCUGCAGAUUGUUAAACCUCUUGAAGGCUCGGUGACUCUGCACCACUGGCAGCAGCUGGCCAAACCAAACCUGGGAGGCAUUCUCCACCCGCGUCCUGGAGUCCUGACGAAAGACUUCAAGGAGCUGGAGGUGGACAUUCAGCACGUCUACAGCCUGAACGACCUGGAGGAAGAUGAGCCUGACUUGACUCAGUUCUCCGGAGCUCAUGGAUUUGUUUCUCCAYCGGGCUCAAACCUCCCUCAGACCUCACCCACACAUACCAUCACCUCCAGCAAAGUCCUCCAACCCUCCCCUCUCAUUCCCUCCUUCUCCAAUAGCCUUCGCUCUUUCAACUUGCCACCUUGUCGGAACUGUGAGCUCAUGAGCGCCCCGCCCCCCGGCUCCUCCCACCCGCAUCACUUCUCCACCACGGGCUCCACCUCCUCCCUGGGCCUCCUGCAGCUGCUGCAGGAGCGCAGCAUCUCAGCCUGCCCCCACCCACACCGCAACCUCCGCUACAGCCGCGGUGCGCCGCCUCCGUGCGCCACACUGAAACACAAACCCGCAGGCUCACCCUCGGACCCAAACAGGAACGUUUUCAGCCUGAACCUGGUGGAGAAGCUGCAGAGCCUCGGGCUGCACAGGGUGGCAGCCUGGGGGAUGAGGAGGGACAGGGUCCAACACCAUCCUUCAAAAGUGUGACRUGUUCCCGGAUCACUCCUCCUCCUCCUCCCUCACCACGGUGACUUUCUACGAAGCCAUGAGAUCCCCGACCCGCCGCAGCAGCCGUGUCUUUGAAACAAAAAGCCACAGAAUGUGUUGUAGCCAUACUUGACUUGUAGGUUGUGUACAGUACCACCGUAAACAGUGUGAGAUGAUUACCACUCUCUCACACACACACGGAAAAAAUAAAUCAUUUUAUACUUUGUUCUGUGAAUAUCAUUUUAAAUAUUUCUCCAUCCCUGGUUUUAAAAACCUAAACAUGUUUAUUUUUAUUUUUUAUUUUUUAUUUCUUCAGUUUUUUUUGUAAAUAGUUGAAUAUUUAAAUAAAAAAAGACUACAUGCAGUAAAUGUCACACUGAAGAAAAUCCAAAUGCACUAAAGCACUCUGGUCUUCCUGCUACUUUGAAAACAGCAUGUUUAAAAAAAAAAAGAGUUGAAACGACGGAAGUGAGCAUUUCUUUUUUCUGUGUUCUGCAGUUUUUCACCUGAGUGGACUUUUCUUGAAGCCAAACCCCUGAGAAACCAAAUSGGGUUUGUUAUUCUGCAUCAAUAAGACUUUUCCAAACAAUCUGUUGUAUAAAUCUGCUGUAUGUCGCCUCAUCAGGGAUUUCUGUUUGAUCACAGUCAUGCUGCAUUCACAGGGAGUCCUGUUCAGUCGGGGUUAAUAAGUAAACAUUAAACAGCUGUAGCAAAAGGCAUAGGAUACUGUGGAUUUAGAAGGGAAUAGAAAACAGGUUUUAUUAUUGCACUUUGUUUCUGUGUAUUUCUCUUCGCUGUAUUCUGAUGUAGUUCUGUGUCAGUGUGUAAAUUUACCACCUGURAAUAAUUAAAAAAAAAACUUUGCAUUUUCA
Molecule: messenger RNA, 3458 nt
Organism: Austrofundulus limnaeus
Lineage: Eukaryota; Metazoa; Chordata; Actinopteri; Cyprinodontiformes; Rivulidae
Gene: hap1
Product: huntingtin associated protein 1
Exons: 15
Biological process (GO): mitochondrion distribution; neurotrophin TRK receptor signaling pathway; anterograde axonal transport of mitochondrion
Cellular component (GO): mitochondrion; dendrite; cytoplasmic vesicle
Molecular function (GO): myosin binding; signaling receptor binding
Source: RefSeq, a predicted model, not a curated record